This is a messenger RNA of Ilex paraguariensis (yerba mate), 1509 nucleotides long. Lineage: Eukaryota; Viridiplantae; Streptophyta; Magnoliopsida; Aquifoliales; Aquifoliaceae. The record is from the annotation of a GenBank genome assembly.
AUGUGUUUUACGGAGGUUGUAAUGAAGUAUUUUGGAGGAAGGGAAAUAUCACAGGAAGAUUUGGAAAGAGCUUUGCUAGUUGGAAUGAGUCCUCAUGAGAGACGACGCCUUGAGAAAAAGAGAGGGUUGUCAUUUAAGCAUUCUACGAGUAUCAUUCCAGACAAGGAUCCGGAGAAGAAUAAUGGUAGUGGGACAACUUCUACCCUUCAAAAUACAUCGAAUGGUGAUAAUGCAAAUGGUUUAUUCACAAGUAAUGGAGUGACAUGUACCAAAGAAGACUGUAGCGACCUUCUAUUAGUAGCAAAUGUGGAUGUAAGCAACCGUACAUCUUCUGAUUUUGGGCUUAAUGAGGAGGCCUAUGCCGCUGUUAGCAUGGAUAUGAACUCAAAUACUUUGGAUUCUGAUUUGAAUUCAGAAAAUAGAAAUUUAUCAAAUGGAGCACUUGACUUCGUUCACCCUAGUUCUAAUACAACCUUUUCAACUAAACGUGAUUCGAAGUUAUCGCUAUUGGGACAUGGACCACAUGGGAAACAAGUUGUAGAUCAUCUGCUUAAGGAAUGUGGGGAGGAAGGGAUUCGCCAAUUUUGCCAGAGAUGGAGACAAGUUUUUGUUGAAGCCAUUCAUCCUCGUUUCUUACCUGCUGGCUGGGACAUAAUGCACAGUGGUAGAAGAGAAUUCGGUGAGUUCAGUGUAUAUAAUCCUGCAAAGAAGGCUGCUGAUGCCAAGGAUGUUGUAAUGAAGUAUUUUGGAGGAAGGGAAAUAUCACAGGAAGAUUUGGAAAGAGCUUUGCUAGUUGGAAUGAGUCCUCAUGAGAGACGACGCCUUGAGAAAAAGAGAGGGUUGUCAUUUAAGCAUUCUACGAGUAUCAUUCCAGACAAGGAUCCGGAGAAGAAUAAUGACAAGGAUCCGGAGAAGAAUAAUGGUAGAGGGACAACUUCUACCCUUCAAAAUACAUCAAAUGGUGAUAAUGCAAAUGGUUUAUUCACAAGUAAUGGAGUGACAUGUACCAAAGAAGACUGUAGCGACCUUCUAUUAGUAGCAAAUGUGGAUGUAAGCAACCGUACAUCUUCUGAUUUUGGGCUUAAUGAGGAGGCCUAUGCCGCUGAUAGCAUGGAUAUGAACUCAAAUACUUUGGAUUCUGAUUUGAAUUCAGAAAAUAGAAAUUUAUCAAAUGGAGCACUUGACUUCGUUCACCCUAGUUCUAAUACAACCUUUUCAACUAAACGUGAUUCGAAGUUAUCGCUAUUGGGACAUGGACCACAUGGGAAACAAUUAUCGCUAUUGGGACAUGGACCACAUGGGAAACAAGUUGUGGAUCAUCUGCUUAAGGAAUGUGGGGAGGAAGGGAUUCGCCAAUUUUGCCAGAGAUGGAGACAAGUUUUUGUUGAAGCCAUUCAUCCUCGUUUCUUACCUGCUGGCUGGGACAUAAUGCACAGUGGUAGAAGAGAAUUCGGUGAGUUCAGUGUAUAUAAUCCUGCAAAGAAGGCUGCUGAUGCCAAGGAUGUGUAG